Messenger RNA from Penicillium verrucosum, 387 nucleotides. RefSeq lists its product as uncharacterized. Bases 1 to 387 code for a protein of 128 amino acids. NCBI's taxonomy places the organism in Eukaryota, Fungi, Ascomycota, Eurotiomycetes, Eurotiales, Aspergillaceae. The transcript is spliced from 3 exons. The record is from RefSeq and is a predicted model, not a curated record.
AUGGCCGCUAACGAUCCGAUUGUCCAAUCAUCCUUACCACUCGAUGUCGUCGCUCACAAUGCCACCGUAAUUGUAAGCGGUGUGCUUCUAGGAGCACUGCUUGCGUUUAUUACUUUUCACUUGGGCUGGCUACGCCACUAUAUCCGUCUGAACGAUCGGUUGAUCAACGCCAUCUUCCCACUGGGACCACAAGUCUUUUUCUUUACCUUACCGUUGUGGUUUAUUGUGACAUUACCUUCUGCCGUGCGCUUUUCAGUGAUGGCAGCGGAAUACGCUACUGCGCUUUAUCAGUCAUGGAUUCCUUAUGCAUCCUCAGCUCCGGAGUACAAUGUCAUUCUCGAGAGCACUAUCGAGAUCCCCGCUCAAAUGACCGAGACACCCACUUGA